Nymphalis io (European peacock) is the source of this 4783-nucleotide messenger RNA. RefSeq names its product sorting nexin-2 (gene Snx1). Gene Ontology annotation, cellular component: endosome membrane; endosome. The transcript has 10 exons. Gene Ontology annotation, molecular function: phosphatidylinositol binding. Gene Ontology annotation, biological process: early endosome to Golgi transport. Bases 114 to 1514 code for a protein of 466 amino acids. The record is from RefSeq and is a predicted model, not a curated record. NCBI's taxonomy places the organism in Eukaryota, Metazoa, Arthropoda, Insecta, Lepidoptera, Nymphalidae.
UUCAAGCCAUCACGGUUCGUUUCGGUAAAGUUAUCUCGCUGUUUUCAGAAUUGAUUAAGUAGCGUUAAAACAUUCUACAGUUUUAAGAAGAAUUUUAUUAAAAUCUAUACAACAUGUCGGAGGCAUCCGAUGCACCGUUCAGCACUGUUGAGAUUAACAAUGAGAGUAGAGAUGAAGAAGAUCUCUUCGCUUCGGCGGUCCAGGAAGUCAGUUUAGAUCCAGAUGUUAAUGGUGCUCAAGAAAGCUUAGACAAGGCAAUCUUAGGAGAUAUAACUUCAUCACCUGCUAUGAUAAAUAGUCCAGUUAUGGAAGAGAUAGCAACAGAACGUUCAAAUAAUAUAAUAAUAACGGUAACAGAACCUCAAAAGAUCGGAGAAGGCAUGAGUUCAUAUGUAGCUUACCGUGUAAUAACAAAGACGAAUAUGCCAAUUUUUAGUCGACAUGAAUUUAUUGUGCUGCGAAGAUUUUCAGAUUUUCUAGGUCUCCAUGAAAAAUUAAGUGAAAAAUAUCUCCGAUCAGGCAGAAUUAUACCUCCCGCACCAGAAAAGAGUAUUGUUGGAACAACAAAACUAAAGAUGACAUCUACACCGUCCACGGAAAGUGCGAACGGCACCACAAAUUCUGCGGGGAUGCAGUCACAGUUCGUGGAGCGGAGACGCGCUGCCCUGGAGAGAUUCCUCAACCGCGUCGCGCAGCACCCCGUACUUUGCAUUGAUCCUGACUUUAGAGAAUUUUUAGAAUCCGAUACAGAACUGCCGAAGGCUACGAGUACAUCGGCUUUGAGUGGCGCCGGCAUGCUGCGUCUGUUCAACAAAGUUGGCGAAACCGUCAACAAGAUUACGUACAAGAUGGACGAGUCUGAUCCGUGGUUCGAGGAGCGGUGCGCGCGCAUCGAGUCGCUGGAGGGCGGGCUGCGGCGGCUGUGCGGCGCGUGCGAGGCGCUGGCCACGGAGCGGCGCGAGCUGGCGGCGCGCGCGCACGACGCGGCGCGCGCCGUGGCCGCCGCCGCCGCCGCCGACCCGCACGCGCCGCUCUCGCGCGCGCUCUCGCACCUCUCCGACCUGCACGAGAAGAUUGAACACUUAAGGAAUGAGCAGGCAAACACUGACUUCUACGUUCUGACAGAGCACAUCAAAGACUACCUCGGAUUGAUUGGCGCGAUCAAAGAUGUCUUCCACGAAAGAGUCAAGGUUUUUCAAAACUGGCAACACGCGCAGAUGCAGUUAACGAAACGAAGAGAAAAUAAGGCUAAAGCAGAACUAGCCAAUAGACCCGAAAAAAUGGAGCAGGCUGCUAAUGAAAUUAUUGAAUGGGAGUCGAAAGUGGAGAGAGGCCAGCAGGAGUUCGACACGAUCUCGCGCGUGAUCAAGAAGGAGCUGGAGCGCUGGGAGGAGCUGCGGCUCUCGGAGCUGCGCGCCACGCUGCUGCGGUACCUGCACGACCACAUGCAGCAUGAGGCACAGGCAAUUCGUUACUGGGACGCGUUCCUACCAGAAGCGCGUGCGAUCAAAUGAGUGGGGGACUGGCGGCGAUACCGCGACUGCUUAUAAUCGCGCGACACUCGACCUUAGCACCAAAUGUUUUGUCAUAUAUCUUUACACCAUUAAAUACAGAUUAUAAAUUAAUAUUACACAGAAAUUACUUGGUACAGUUUAAUCUUGCGUCUGCGCAUUGUUAACGGAAGUUAAACAAUAUAAAUGCAAUAUAAUGGUGUACAAUUAGUUAGAAUAACACAAUAAUGAUGAUAUUUCAAUCACUAUAGACGCUAUAAAUGACAAUAAUAACAAAAUGUUGGCAAUUAAGUGAAAUGUGAGAUCUGAAUGAAAUACAAUAGUUUGUUUUUAACGGUGUAAAUUUAAGAUGGCGCUAGUGAAUCGAUAGACAUGUUAGUUCGUAUAUAAUCGUUCAACUUUUACGUCCCAUUAAUCACCUAGUUCACAUUGGAUAUAUUUUUAAGAUAAACAUAAUCAGUAAUUAUUAUGUUGUUUGAAUUAUCUAAGUAACGUUGCUGCUAGUAACCGCCUAGUGCACUUUUUUGUCAAGAUAUUCUCAAUAGCAGCCCAGAUUCUGAGAUAUGGCAGUGUUUACAUUUCUAUGCCUCAAGAACCAAGUUAAACUGUUGGUGUUGCGACCGCACUCUUUCUGUUCGUGUCACAUACCCCAUCAGAUUAUGAGAGAAAAGGAAUAGAAAGUCCAGUGUUUGCGCAAAUGAUUAUGAUCUCCCUGGAGAACGGCUGCUGUAGCCGAAACGAAGGACAAAGCGCUUGUUGCAGACCUCAAUAACAGUAGACAUCAAUUAGGAAUAAAAAACAGAUACUAAAUAUAUUUUGUAUGUGUGGACUAAAAUAUGGGAACAAUAAAAAAUAUAAUAAUUAAAAAAAUAUAUAUGAUUAUAACUUUUGUUGUCGAUGGUACCAAGUCUGUAUUUUACUUUUAAUUCAAUAACUCAAUAUAUUGAUUUUGUAAAAUAGUUCUAUAUUUUUACAAAUGACGAUUUAAACUAACUGACAACCCAUAUAUUGUUCAGCAUUUUAUUUUGUAAUUUUUUCCUAUUGAAGAAGCCAAAGGUAUUGCAUCAUACAGCGAUGUCUUCUAUCUUCUAUUAAUACACAAUUAUUUCACGCUUGGCAUCAAAUAUUAAAGAAACGGUUGUUAGAAAAUAAGAGCAAUGCUAAAAACGUUAUUGACGUGUAAGCAUCUUAGCGCUCGGUACACAGGGCUAAGGGGAGUUUGAGCUUCAGAUGACGUCAGCGUAUGUUUCGAGCGCCAGAUGACGUCAGGGUAAGAUUUGUUAAUGUGUGCGUGAGAUCGGUACAUGAGCUCAGAUGUUUACGCAUCAAUUCUCGUGAGUACCUAGGCAUUUGUACCAUUUUUAUUAGUUAUUAUGGCUGACUUUAAAAUGUACCACCGCCUUAUAUGCUUAAGGAAAUUAAUAUCAAUCGUUUUGUCGGUCGACUAUUAAUUUUUGUAACAUCACAAUAAAUAUUAUUGCAGAUAUUAUCCGGUGUGAACUUGCCUUAAAACUUUUUGUUUCAAAUAUAGUUUUUUAAAUUAAUUUUAAUCAAUGUAUGAUUUGGGACUUCAUACGCAUUUGUAUUUUAAUUUGAUCUCUGUAAUAAUGUAAAUAAGAGAUAAUAUGGUGUCAAAAGUAUUGUUAAAAACCUGACCAAAAAAAAGAGAAAAGACGCAUACUAAAUUACAAAUUUUAAAAGUAGUCUAAAGAAUUGUUUUCCUUGUGUUUUUGAAAAUAAGGUUAAUUUUCCAAAAUUCUUUUUAAAUAGUGGGCUAUAUGAAAACUGCUACUUAAAAUAUUUAUUAUUAGAUAAAGCUAGAUGUAUUGUAAGUAAUAAAAACUUUUUCCCGAAUUAAAAAAAAGCAAUGUGUGCGUCUAUUCUUGUAUAAGUGUGUCUAUAGGCUGUGUCUUCAUAGUAGAACAAAUGAUUCGUUCUGAACAAGUCUGAUUCAUUUUAUUUUGUCUUUCGUUUUAUACGUUUGCGUCAUCGAGGAUGUAUUAUGAAAUGAUUCUAGAAAGUUUAGGCUACAAACGGCGCGGAUUUUGCUUGCAACAGCAACUAGUUAUAUAUAUCGCUACUUCCAUAUAAGUUAAGUUUAUGGAGAGAUAAUUAUUGAUAUUGAGAUGAAUAUCGAUUGGAAAAUUGCAGGAAGCAACUUCGUAUGCGAAAAAUGUUGCCGAAAUGUUUACGUCAAAGAUUUUUUUUUAUAUUUAGCUUAAUAUUACAUGUUUAGCCAAUAUUUUUUGUUGUAGAAUUAACAGUUUUUGGAGUUGAAAACUGAAAUGUCGUAAAUUUUAUAUAUAGGUAUCAGUAAAUGUUAAAUACAUUUUAUAAUAAUUAAUAUUUUAUACGGCCACAGCGAAGUAUCGAUGUUAAAAUUGUAUGCAUACUGUAAUAGUAAACUCGAAAAUAUGAAUCCAUUUACAUAAAUAUUAAUCCAGAAUCGAAACCGAUUUCUGCAAAACAACGUCGUCGUUUUAAACGUUGGCCGAAAAAAAUUAUAAAUUUUAGGUUAUAAUAUUGUUUAUCUGACAUUAGUUAUAUUUUAUUUAAAGUAAAUGUUACAAUGAUUAUAUUUUCACAGCUUUGCUUCAAUGCACAAGUCUUAAUUCAUAUAUAAAUUGAAAAAAAAAUAAACAUACCUCGAUAUCACAUUGUCCAUUUCUACAUAUAAAGUGGUAAAUAAUAAUUGUAUAUGUAAGGAUAUUUUCGUUAUAUAGUCGUGGUAAUGUUCGUGCGACAAUUAUAUUAAAUUUUCUUUGUAUGAACGUUAAUUUAAGAUGAUAAAUUUUGUUGAAAACAUCUAUAUUUUUAUAUCUGUUUUGUUCUAAGAUACGUAUUAUGUAUUAGAAAAUGUAUUCCAAUUUAGAUAAGAUGUUUUUUUUUAGCCAGAAUACUAAAAAUGUUCUAAAUAUACGUAUAAUACAUAGAUUAGUAAGCGAAGCAAAUGAAAAUUUAAAAAAGUGACAUUUUGUAGACCGAAGACAAUCCACAGAGAGAUUUUCAUUUUCCAUUUUUGAAUGUUGUCAUAGAGCAUUCUGGCUAAAAAAAGAAGUUAGUAUAAUUUAUGUAUAUACAUUAGAUAGAACGAUUGAAAAUCUCGAAUCUAAUGUAUUCAUUAUUUUUAUAUUGCCAAAUAUAUAUAGCAGUAAUUUGGUGUAAUGGAAGAGAUAAUUCUAAAUAAAUUUAAAUAAUGUUGAUUUCGAAUUAUAGAAAUUGUACUUUAUUCCAAUAAUAAUAAUUAUUACUUAAAUAAAAAUUGUUUUUUU